Molecule: messenger RNA, 1536 nt
Organism: Bactrocera tryoni
Lineage: Eukaryota; Metazoa; Arthropoda; Insecta; Diptera; Tephritidae
Exons: 4
Coding region: 1-1101 (366 amino acids)
Molecular function (GO): acyltransferase activity, transferring groups other than amino-acyl groups
Source: RefSeq, a predicted model, not a curated record
AUGGAAAUCAUUCCUGAGGGUAAACAUUUUCGUUUGGUACAAGAAUCUGAGCUUCCAGAAAUUUUGGAGUAUUUGGAAAGAUACAUACCGGAAUCACUAAAGUUUCAUCAAACCAUUAAAACGUACCUGAAUGAUCGUGUUUGGGACUUUUACUUUUAUGUUUCUAAAGAAUGGCCGCAGAAGCCAAUAAUAUUACAUUUUCCAGGAUGCACGCUUACGCCCAACAACAAUAUCUAUCAAAGCUUUGGUAUAUUUUGUCCCUCAACACAAAUCGAAUGUGUCGAUCUGAUGCGGACCGAAGAUAUCCUUAUCGAUUGGAAAAAGCCAUUGUACCUGAAUUUCACGCAUAUUGCUAUCAUGAAUCGUCUGGAUGACUUUUAUUCGACUAUUGGUGUAAUGGAGAGGCUCGAAGGCGACAUUUAUGUGUGUAAUAAAUUGAAUACGGAUUUAGAGUUGGAGGAAUUGCCUGAUGAUGCAGAAAUGCGUCCACUUACUGCAGAGGAUGUAAAAGCUAUACAUGAUUUGUAUCCGGCCAGCGAGAUUGAACGCAUAGAAGUAUUCGAGAUAUUAGUGCAAGUAUUGCCCGGUUUGGGAAUAUUUCGCAAGGAUACCAAUGAAUUAGCCGCAUGGAUGGUGCAUUCUUAUUAUGGAGCAAUGUUCUCAAUGCAAACACGUCCAGAGUAUCGUCGCAAAGGCUAUGGAAUUCGACUUGCUAGAUCUCUGACUAAACUUGUUAUUGAACGUGGUUAUUCGCCGUUUGUCGUCAUACGUCCACAAAAUGAUGCUUCUAGAAAUCUUUAUACAAAGUUAGGUUUUACAAAAGCGUAUGAAACAUGUCGAGUCAAAAUGACUCCUGACCUGACAGAUGAUGCCCUUAGGGAAGAGCCAAUGUCAAAUCCGCAAGUUGCGACUAAUGGCGUUGGCAAUUCUAAGGGUUCAUCAACAAGGGCAGAUUAUGACACAGAGGCUAACAAAGAAAAUCAACCAGUCGAUGAAGGCAUAGAGGAUAUGUUAGCUGAAAAAUGUGAUAUUGGUAAGGAGGAAAUGUGUACCGCCCACGUAAAAGCUGCAAUGGACGAGGGUAUCGAAGAGGAUAAAUAAAUAAUUAAACGAGCACCUAUAAAAUGAGUGUGGAGUGUUGAGGAGAAUCCCGAUUGGGGAAAGGUCGGGUAAUAAGAUAAGAAAUGAAACUAACAAAAAUCUAUUGCAAAUGCUAAAAUACAGAAAACUCCAUGAACAUAUUAUAUACUUAUAACAAUGCAACUUAAAUUUAUAAGGAAUGAGUGCACAGGGAGACACUGGUAUGUUGAUGUAAUUUAUAUUUUCAGCUUAUUGGAUAACAGAUGAAGGAGAAGGAAACGGAAACUGGCAUGAAUACUGUACAUAUGUAUUUAAUUGUUUAUGUAAAUACAUAUGUUUAUACGGAUUUGGUAGUUAGGAGCUAGUGCACUCGCAAAAACCAUACAAAAUUAAUAUUUAAAACAUAUACUACAUAUACAUAAAUAGUGUAUACAAAUAAUAAACGAAUCGAUAAAA